Molecule: messenger RNA, 2622 nt
Organism: Paralichthys olivaceus (Japanese flounder)
Lineage: Eukaryota; Metazoa; Chordata; Actinopteri; Pleuronectiformes; Paralichthyidae
Gene: b3gat3
Product: beta-1,3-glucuronyltransferase 3 (glucuronosyltransferase I)
Biological process (GO): chondroitin sulfate proteoglycan biosynthetic process; carbohydrate metabolic process
Cellular component (GO): Golgi membrane
Molecular function (GO): galactosylgalactosylxylosylprotein 3-beta-glucuronosyltransferase activity
Source: RefSeq, a predicted model, not a curated record
GCGGUGCACCGCAACCGGAAGAUGUUGGUAUAUUUGUGUCCUAGCUAAACGGAAUGAAUGGACGCUGUGAUGCACUGAGGUGCUUCUGCUUCCAUCUGUCCAACAUGACAUGAACUCCUCAGCUCAUGAUUCAAGCCGCUCGUUCUCGUCUUCCACGAAUUCCCGCCGCUGCUGAUCACCAUGGCAACAAGGAUGAAGCUGAAGCUGAAGACGGUGUUCGUGCUCUACUUCAUGGUCUCCCUCCUGGGCCUCGUCUAUGCACUGAUGCAGCUGGGUCAACGCUGCGACUGCACGGAGCAUGACCUGCCCAAAGACCGUACCAUAUCUCGGCUGCGGGGGGAGCUGCACCGUCUUCAGGAGCAGAUGAGGAAGUCGGAGGCGACCAAACAGCCCCAGAAACAGGCAGUCAAGCCCUCUCUGCCCACCAUCUUUGUAAUCACCCCAACAUACGCAAGGCUGGUACAGAAAGCUGAGCUUACUCGUUUGUCCCAGACGUUCCUCCACGUUCCUCAGCUCCACUGGAUUGUGGUGGAAGACUCGCCUCAUAAGACGCCGCUGGUGACAGACCUCCUCGUGAAGAGCGGCCUGACCUUCACACACUUACACAUGCCCACUGCCAAGGACCGCAAACUCCAGGAGGGCGACCCCAGCUGGCUGAAGCCCCGUGGAGUCGAGCAGAGGAAUGAGGGUCUACGGUGGCUCAGAGAGGACAGAAGGGCUCAGCCAGGCGGAGAUAACCAGCAGGGAGUGGUUUACUUCGCUGAUGACGAUAACACAUACAGCCUACCGAUAUUUGAAGAGAUGAGGAGUACCCAGCGAGUGUCUGUGUGGCCUGUGGGGCUGGUUGGAGGGAUGAAAUAUGAGAGGCCAGUGGUUGAAGGAGGAAAAGUGGUUCGCUUCCACACCGGCUGGCGUCCCAGUCGCCCCUUCCCCAUGGACAUGGCUGGAUUUGCUGUGUCCCUCAAACUGGUCCUGGCCAAUCCAGAGGCUUGUUUCGAUGGAGAGGCACCAAUGGGUUUCCUCGAAAGCAGCUUUCUUCAGGGAUUGGUUACCAUGGAUGAGCUGGAGCCCAAAGCGGACAACUGCUCGAAGGUGCUGGUGUGGCACACGCGGACAGAGAAACCGAAGAUGAAGAGAGAGGAGGCUCUGCAGGCUCAGGGAUUGGGUUCAGACCCUGCUGUGGAGGUCUGAGGAACACACACACACACACACACACACACACACACACACACACACACACASACACACACACACACACACACAUUGUUAAUUCCUUCUGCUGUUCAAUGCUGAAUAUGCAAACCUGCCUUGUAAAUACUGUAAAAAUUUAAAAAUAUCUGUUAGAGGCGAUAUUUAAAUGAAGCUGGUUAUAACUGCUUGUGUGUUUGUUUGUUCUGUCGGGUAGUCAAUGUGCGUGUGUGUGUAUAUAUUGAAUGAUUGUGUGUGUGUUGUUGUAACUGUAUAUUAGUGUACAUAUCAGGGUUUUCGUUUGUUUUAGUUAGUUAGACAUCUUUCUUCAGCAGUACAGAGAACGAGUUCAGACAUUUGCCUGAUUGGGGGCGCCAGUUUUCCAAUUUUGCUCCACUGGUACAUUUCGAGGAAUCUUAUUAAAGAUUUGUAAGAUUUGUCGGUUUAACUAAUUUCUGGCAGCAGUUAGAUAUUUUUCCAGCUGAGUCACAUCAUGUCUUGUUCCACCUCGUGUCUUUGUUCCCUCUGUUGAUUGUAUCUGUACUCAACUUUUAUCAGUUCUAACAUCUUGACUGAUUCUCUGACGGAGACGCAGUUGACAUGGAGCAUUUCUUCAUGCAUGGCCUCUAUUGUUGUGUAAUAAGUAUCCGUAAGUAUGUACUCAGCCAUUAUAGGUGCGUUUUUAGUCACAAGACAAAAAAAAAUCACAUCACCAUCAGAGGCAUGAGCAUAUUCUUUCUACAUAUUACUGUGGGGCAAAGCUUGUUUUUCAGCGUAAACAAGAUUCCUGACAAACAGUCACACAAAAACAAAACAGUGAACAAAUGCUAGUGACUAGUUGCUGCCUUGUUUUUAUUAUGUGCUCAUACAUCUGUGUCACAAACACAACUUUGCGACACUAUACCACAACACAAACAAAACAAAUACAGAGAUGCAAAGGCUCCACACCCACAAUCAUAACACAACAGCUUCUUCUCACAAGUAUUUAUAUGUGAAUGCUUCUCGUGAUGCUUUUUUGGAAACAUAGUUGGUGGAAUCCAUCCAGAAAUCACCACUGACACACAUUUAAGUCAUUAUGCAGUAACACUAAACAAAACAUGGCGUCCAUAUUACACUUUCUCAAAUAGGAAGAAAAAAUCCCUGUUCGAUUUCACUUUCAGUGUUUUGAAAAAAAGCUUUUAUGUAUAAAUCAAACUACUCUGUGCACUUUAUUAUCUUUUCUUCAGAAAUCAAACAGUGAAGUAACAAAACGGUUCUCCUCACCUACUGUUGUAUUAUACUGUAAAAACAGCUAGUGUCUGCUUCUGUAUAAUUAGUGCCUGUAAGUCAGUUCUCUACUGGUGUAUGAUGUAUUUAUUACUGUAAUAUUCUCUACUUCGUAUAACGUGAUCAUGUCUGUCCCUGCUCUGCAAAAUAAACCGAGUUAAUGGAAAA